GGGAGGUCACUUUCUCCUCCGAACUCGCAUCUGAAAAACGCCGAGAACCGCGACCGAUCCGUUCCUGCAAGCAGCAGCAGGAGGAGGGCGGCGAGAGCGGAGCGAACCGCGCGCGCGUGUGUGAUCGGGGGCUCGGCCGGAGGAGAUGUGGUCCGGCGUUCGCGGCGGAGCCUCGAGGGCUGCGGCGAGCGGCGGCGGCGGCGUCGGCGGCGGCUUCGUCCGGUACUUCUCGCGGAAGCGAGCGGAGAACGUGAGGAAGAUAAACCCUAAGGUCCCGCCGCAGGAGGCCUACUCCAUCGCUCGCUCCCUCCACGACGUCAUCCGCCUCCGCGGUCCCCUCACCAUCCCCAACACUUGGACUCAAGCCUUGGAAGCUGGCGUGAGCGGUUUGCAAAGCAAGACACACAUGAAAUUAUUGCUCAAGUGGAUGAGGGGAAGGAAGAUGGUGAAGCUGUUCUGCAACCAGGUUGGUUCAAGCAAGAAGUUUCUUCUCUCUACCCUACCUGAAGAACCUCAAGGCGAUCGAUCAACAAGUACAGCGGAGUUGAACCUGCAAACUGAGAAGCCCUCCUUGCCCUCGAGGGGGAAAAGGAAAACCAAAUAAAUGUUUCAUGAGCUUAGGUGGACUAGGGAAGCAUUCAUGCGGUAUUUGUUUUUACGUCUGGCUAUUUGCCUUCUUUUGCCAUAGACGUCUUGAUUCUAAUUGGCUUCUGCGAUUUGAAAUGGAAAUGGAAUAAUCCUGGGUUUUUAGGCCA
Molecule: messenger RNA, 755 nt
Organism: Syzygium oleosum
Lineage: Eukaryota; Viridiplantae; Streptophyta; Magnoliopsida; Myrtales; Myrtaceae
Exons: 2
Coding region: 146-604 (152 amino acids)
Source: RefSeq, a predicted model, not a curated record